AUGUCGGAAUACUGGAAGUCGACGCCGAAAUACUGGUGCAAGCAUUGCAGCAUCUUCGUCCGCGACACAAAACUCGAACGUCAGAAUCACGAGGCGACAGGCAAACAUCAGGGCGCGCUCAAGCGGUUCCUGCGGGACCUCCACCGCGGCCAUGAGCAGGAAGAACGCGACAAGGAUCGCGCGCGGCGCGAGAUAGAGCGGUUAAAGGGCGUCGCAUCCGGUUCCUCUUCGAGCUCGUCGUUCACGAGACCUGCGCCUGGCGCGCCUUCUUCGUCAUCUUCGUCCGCCGGCGGGACAGAAGCGUCAAGGAAGAAGCAGAUGGAGCAGCUCGCCGAGAUGGGCGUGUCCAUACCCACGGCGUUCAGAGGCGACAUGGCAAUGCCGGGAGAAUGGACGGUCACGGCUACAAAGGUCGUCGACGAGGAUGCGCAAAGGGAGAAGCCGGCGGAAGCCAAGGCUGUGGGGGUCAGGAAGCGCGAGCAAACCGAGGAGCAGAAGGAAGAAGAGGAAGCCGUUCGCGGGCUUUUCAAGAAACCUAGGAAAUGGGGGGGCAUGAAGUCGAUGCCGGAGGACGACAAGGAGCUCGAUGCGCUGCUCAGUGGUAACCCGCUUCUUCGGCCCGUCAAGAAGGAGGAACCCGCGGAGCCGGAGGUCAAGACGGAGAACCCAGAGGAUGCGGCCGUCGUCAAGAGUGAGGACCUGGAUGAAGCUACGACUACGACUACGGAGGCAAAGGGCGAUGUGCCGGCUGUAAAGAGGGAGCCUAGCGACGGCGAGGCUGGCGUCAAGAUUGAGGCGCCGGAACUAGGCGACGAGGCUGUGAAGAAGGAGGAGGAUAGCGCGGAUGCCGGAGAAGCCGCGGCACCGGCCGUCGUUUUUAAGAAGCGCAAACCGAAGAACAUUCGUCAAAAAUGA
Messenger RNA from Colletotrichum truncatum, 915 nucleotides. Its product is annotated as u1 zinc finger. Gene Ontology annotation, molecular function: zinc ion binding; RNA binding. Gene Ontology annotation, cellular component: precatalytic spliceosome. NCBI's taxonomy places the organism in Eukaryota, Fungi, Ascomycota, Sordariomycetes, Glomerellales, Glomerellaceae. The record is from RefSeq and is a predicted model, not a curated record. Gene Ontology annotation, biological process: mRNA splicing, via spliceosome.